Molecule: messenger RNA, 1059 nt
Organism: Penicillium vulpinum
Lineage: Eukaryota; Fungi; Ascomycota; Eurotiomycetes; Eurotiales; Aspergillaceae
Exons: 5
Coding region: 1-1059 (352 amino acids)
Source: RefSeq, a predicted model, not a curated record
AUGUCGUCUAGCGGGGGUGCAUCUCUCCCGCUAAAGAGCCAUGCCUCUACAGUACAGGGUGUGAUAUGGACGAUGUCCAUGGUUCCCUUGGUUUUCGUUUUGAUGCGCCUGUAUGUGCGAGUAUGUAUGCGGAGAGUGUUUGGCUGGGAUGAUGGCAUUGCAAUUGCGGCAAUUGGUUGUCUGGUUGCAUACGCUGCUGUCUGCCAUGUUGCUGCAAGCUUGGGAUUAGGAGAGCAUCUCGAAAUUGCCCAGGAAAAUCCAGAUAAACUUAUCCAGGUGGCGCUCUUGUGCAAUAUUGGCGAAAGUUUGGCAAUCAUGGCAUGCACCCUUGGCAAGACGUCCUUUGCUGUCAUGUUGCUUCGGGUCGUGGUUCAUAGAUGGAUGAUUAUUGUGUUAUGGUUCGUGAUUGUUACAAUGAACGUUGUCAACAUCUUGGCUGCCCUCUUUGUUUUCCUGCAAUGCAACGACCCGCGACAUUUGUGGAAUCCAAUGACUCCCUCCGAGUGUUGGCCGUCGUACGUCUUUACUAAUUUCUCUCUAUUUGUUGGUGCCUAUUCUGGAGCACAAGACUUUGUCCUAGCACUACUGCCGUGGAGGAUUGUCUGGUCAUUGCAAAUGAGGAAGAAGGAAAAGGUUGGCGUGGCAGUUGCAAUGAGUCUUGGAAUCUUCGCAGGCGCAGCAUCCAUAGUUAAAACAACCUACCUGGUGGGCCUCUCGGCCAAAGUCGACUUCACAUGGGAACUUGCUCCCUUAUUAAUCUGGGCAGCCGUGGAAGAUGGUCUCAUCAUCACCGCUGCAUCCAUUCCCGCGCUUAAGCCUCUCUUAACGAAGAUAUUCCCCGGCACAGCAUCAGACGAUUACAACAUGAUCCUGUAUCCACGCCUGCCCCCUAACCACAAGGUCUUCGACAACUCCCAGGGUGAAACGCAGACAGACAUUGGACAUACGUCUAUUCACGAGUCGGGAAGUCAAACGGCGAUCCUAGAGCCUAUAUGUCUAAAGGGUGAAAAAAUCAACAUGACAACCGAGGUCUCAGUCACAUAUAAUCAUACCUCGUAA